GAUGUCUGCAAAUUUUGAUUGUUCAAAAAGUUAACGUCCAACGUGAAAAUGUUUCAAAUAUAGUUAUACAUAUAUGAAGUAUCUGUUUAAAAUAAAAGUUUGACAGUGUUAUGAUUUUCAGUGUAUCUAUUUAUAAACAUGCAUCUCUUAUAUUUCUAGUGGCAUCUUUUGUCAACUUAAAUGCAUUCUGUUUGUUUAUUGAUGGCAUAUUAGUGUUUGGUCCUGUAAAGAAAAUGUAAGAGAAAUAUGCUUACUGUCUCACCAGUUCCAAAUUCAUGAAGAUUGAAAUCAGUCAUGAAAAUUGGCUGUGGGGUGUGUUUUGUCAGGCAUAAAGCACAUGUACACAUUACAUAGCUGGUGAUUACAAAGGCGUUACUGUCUAAUGUGUAUGAAUUGUGAGCCAAAAAGUUAAUUGUGGUGUUUAGUGUCUGCAUCACUUUCUUUCUUUUUAUAAUGAAGACUUUGCUUUUCUUAGUGUGUAUUAAGCAUCAGUCCAUGCAGCAUUAAACUGUGUUGCCUGAUGUACGUACACUGCUCAAAAUAUUAAGGGAACUCUUAAUCAUUACAGUAUAACACCCAGUUAGUUAAACUUCAAAGAUAUCAAUUUGUCCGGGUAGGAAGCAUAAGGAAUUGAGUCAAUUUCACCUGUUUCGGUGCAAAUGAAAGUGACAACAGGUACACUGGAGAGGCAACAGCAAUUCAGCCAUUCAGGUUGCACAGGUAGUCCAGCUCCUCUGGCAUGGUACCUCUACAUGGUGUUGCAAGAAGGUUUGCUGUAUCUCCCAGCACAGUCUCAAGAGCAUGGAAGAUAAUAUCACGACAUGGGAUAUUACACGAGGAGAUGUUACAGCUCGCCUGGCAUUCGUCAAAGAUCACUGAAAUUGCCAGGUUCACUAUUGGUGUUAUGCUACCUAUGAUGUCAUUCAGCGUGACUAAUUUGGCUGUGUCAGUGAUGGUCUGCGGAUGCACAUCCUUGGGUCACACAAACCUCCACAUGAAAGCCAAUGGUACUCUGACUGCUGUUAGGAACAGGGAUGAAAUCCUCAGAACCUUUGUCAGACCUUACGCUGGUGCAGUACGCCCUGGGUUUCUCCUAGUGCAGGACAAUACCCUGCUACAUGUGGCCAGAGUGUAGGCAGUUCCUGGAUAACAAAGACAUUGAUGCCAUUCACUGGCCCUCAUGUUCCCCAAUCCAACCGAGACUCUCUGGGACAUUCUGUAUCAGUGCAUCUGACGCCUCCAAGAAGUGCCACAGACUGUCCAGAAGCUGAUCCCCUAGUCCCCUGAUGCUCCACCAGACAUGAAACAACUAGCAGAGAGGGACGAGUCUCCACCCCGGACUCCCACAGGGAAUGCCCCAUCGUCUGAAUCCGACAUUGACAUCUCCAGUCCCAACGCAUCCCACGAUGAGGGCAUGGCAAAGGACCAGAAGGAUUCGGGCAGUGAUCCCUCCCACAGGCCAAAGCGCCGGCGCUUUCACGAGAGCUACAACUUUAACAUGAAGUGCCCCACGCCUGGCUGCAAUUCACUGGGCCAUUUAACUGGAAAGCAUGAAAGACACUUCUCAAUAUCUGGUUGUCCCCUCUACCAUAACCUAUCAGCAGAUGAAUGCAAAGUAAAAGCCAUUGAACGAGAGAAGCAGGACGAUGAGCGCAGCCAAGGUCAGAGUGAAGAGAGCAGGCAUGCUACACGUCACCAGGCACCUACUGCAAGACAGGUGAAGUAUAAGGAGAAAGUCCAGGAGAUGAGGAAGAGGAGGGAUGCUGGACUGACUAAAGAGCAGAAAGAAAAGUACAUGGAGCACAGGCAGGCUCAUGGAAUGACGAGAGAGCCGCUGUUGGAGAACAUCACUAGUGAAUAUGAUCUCGAGCUGUUUAGAAAAGCACAAGCAAGGGCGUCUGAAGACUUGGAGAAGCUACGCAUGCAGGGCCAGAUCACCGAGGGCAGCAACAUGAUAAAGACUAUUUUAUUUGGUCGCUAUGAACUGGACACCUGGUACCACUCUCCUUACCCAGAAGAGUAUGCCCGCCUCGGCCGUCUGUACGUCUGCGAGUUCUGCCUGAAGUACAUGAAGAGCCAGACUAUUCUGCGCAGGCACAUGGCCAAAUGUGUGUGGAAACACCCACCGGGAGACGAGGUGUACAGGAAAGGAGCCAUCUCUGUAUUUGAAGUGGAUGGGAAGAAGAACAAGAUCUACUGCCAGAACCUGUGUUUGCUGGCCAAGCUGUUUCUGGACCAUAAGACGCUGUACUAUGACGUCGAACCCUUCCUCUUUUACGUAAUGACAGAAGCCGACAACACCGGUUGCCAUCUGGUGGGGUACUUCUCAAAGGAGAAGAACUCCUUCCUGAACUACAACGUGUCAUGCAUUCUGACCAUGCCACAGUACAUGAGGCAGGGCUACGGCAAGAUGUUAAUUGAUUUCAGCUAUCUGCUCUCCAAGGUGGAGGAGAAGGUGGGCUCUCCAGAGAGGCCUUUGUCGGACCUGGGCCUCAUCAGCUACCGCAGCUACUGGAAGGAGGUGCUCUUGCGCUACAUGCACAACUUUCAAGGCAAAGAGAUCUCCAUUAAAGAAAUCAGCCAAGAAACUGCUGUGAACCCUGUGGAUAUUGUCAGCACCCUGCAGUCACUGCAGAUGCUGAAGUACUGGAAGGGGAAACACUUGGUUUUAAAGAGACAGGACCUGAUCGAUGAGUGGAAAGCCAAAGAAACCAAAAGAGGCACCAACAACAAGACCAUAGACCCCAAUUCACUGAAAUGGACUCCUCCCAAAGGAACCUGACACACGUUUUAUUUAAGACUUCUCUCUCCCAUUUCAGCCUUUAUCUAUGUCUUUUUCAAUGAAUAUGCAGUCUUCAGUGUUAUUUUUUUUCUCUGUAAUUUUUCUAUACCUUUGUGCUACUGGUUCUUUAUUGUCCUUUUAUACAGCUGUUAUAUCUUAGGAUAUUGUUUUGUUUUUUGAAGACACAUUUCUCAGUGCAGCGCACAUUUCAGUAGUUCGAGUACUUUUUUUUUCCUGCCUAAAAUGUUAUAAAUGAAAAGGUGGCAGUCAGGUCUUGGGACACAAUGCAGCAAAUUGCAGUGUUUACCUCAACCUAUUCACUGUAAGGCUUGGUAAGCAGUCAGUGAAUUGGAUUAGGGAAUCAGGGAAAGGAUCAAAUUCUAGUGCUGUGUCUGUCCUGCACUGGAGUCUGACCCUACUGAUUAAAACAGGCUUACGCUAAAACAGCAGAACAGUAGAAACCUAUAGCUAAUAGCAUUUCAUCUCUUGAUUUCCAUUUUAUACUCUUCAUUUUUUGCAGAUUUUUCUUGGCAUAUUCUGCAGCUUAUUUCAAAAUAAAGGGAAAAAUGAA
This is a messenger RNA of Electrophorus electricus (electric eel), 3353 nucleotides long. It is a transcript of the gene kat7b, whose product is annotated as K(lysine) acetyltransferase 7b. Gene Ontology annotation, biological process: regulation of transcription by RNA polymerase II. Gene Ontology annotation, cellular component: nucleus; chromatin; histone H3-K14 acetyltransferase complex. The record is from RefSeq and is a predicted model, not a curated record. Lineage: Eukaryota; Metazoa; Chordata; Actinopteri; Gymnotiformes; Gymnotidae. Gene Ontology annotation, molecular function: chromatin binding; transcription coregulator activity; zinc ion binding.